Molecule: messenger RNA, 862 nt
Organism: Sphaeroforma arctica JP610
Lineage: Eukaryota; Ichthyosporea; Ichthyophonida
Exons: 1
Coding region: 1-414 (137 amino acids)
Source: RefSeq, a predicted model, not a curated record
AUGCUUUCCCUUGCCUCACAUUCACCUCAGAACAUCACCGUACCGUCUCUUGUCAUUCAUGGUGCCUUCGACCCACUGCUGGUUCUGGAACACGGUGUAGCCACACACAAGGCUAUUCCCGGAAGCAGUUUUCUAAAAAUAGAUACGAUGGGGCACGACCUGCCGGAGAAGCACUGGGGUGACAUUGUGGGAGCUAUCCAUGAAGUGGCCGCGAAAGGAGUGGUAGCCGCAGGCGGUAGUAAUAAGAGCACGGUAGGGGAUGCGGGUAAGACUGAGUCUGGCACGGAUGCGGUAGCUAAGGAGGUACAGCCUGAGGUCAAAACGGUCCAAAAUUCCAAGAUUGGGGAGAACGGAAGUGGUAGCUCUAUGCCGGAAGGACCCGGAAGAGUGGUGGUGACAGCCCAGGCUAUAUAGGGCCAGAAGUGUAGGGAGAUGCUACACAAUUUUAACUAUGUAGGUUCAGUAUAGUGUAGGCUAGUAUAUGCUAUAUGGUAUGCUGUAUGCUAGGCAGGUACAGUAUAGUGUAGUAUAGUGCAGACUAGUGUACGCUAUAUGGUAUAUAGUAUGCUGUAUGCUAGGCAGGUAGUGGUAUCUUUACAGCACUGGGUGUGUGCAGUGGUGCAUAUACAACGGGUGGUCGUAUCCCGUGGGCGAAGGGGUCGGCAAUAACACCCGCAAAUCAACCACAUGCUCACCAAUCAUCAUGCAGCAUACUCAGUAUGUUAUAAUGUACUAUAUUGUAACACACCUAUAGUAUGUUAUAAUGCACUAUAUUAUAACGCACUUAUAGUAUGUUGUAUUGCACUGUAUUAUAACGUACUUAAAAAGUAUGUUAUAUUGCACUAUAUUAUAACGCACUUAU